CUUUCUUUCAUGCCCAGAUACAAAUAUAAACCUCUGGAUAAAACCAGUAGAAAUUCAGACGAGAGGACUGUCGGAGGAUUUAUUGCCAAUGGUUGCUUUCUUUCAUGCCAAAGUACAACUGUAUGCCUCUGGCUGAACCUUUAGACAUUCAGACGAGAACCAGAAAGAGAGAUUCUAUGAAAGAAAUUGAACCCCCCGAGGUGAAUCGAUCGCGAACCUUCUGAUCUGGCGUCCCGACGCGCUGCCAUUGCGCCUCAACUCCCUUUGUUGUCUAAUUUGCAAAUAAAACUGAAUUCCUUGUUCAACUGGUGCCAAAAAUCUCUGAUCCCUGGAGCAACCAAUAGUGCAUAGCCAACUCACUUUCCAAAAUCUUUCUUAACUCGUUUCCAUCCUCAGAAAUCUUUCUUCACUUGUGGAUUAUGUGAUACAUUUCCGCCGCCCACGCCUCUUCUCAAUUCUUUACUUUCUUCUUCCACUAACCAUAACCAUGGCAGCCUCUUCCACUUUCUUUACUCCCUCUUUCUCUUCCUUCCGAACCCACCAACUUUCUCCCUCCAACAUCUCCUUCCAAGGCCUCAGACCCCUCUCCACCAAACCCAAAUCUUCCCUCCCCUACCUCUCCACCUCUUCAAAAAAAUCCAACGGUGGCGCCAUCAAAGCUGAGCUCAACACUUCUCUUGUUAUCAGCCUCAGCACUGGCCUCUCCUUGUUCUUGGGGAGGUUCGUCUUCUUCAACUUCCAGAGAGAGAACGUGGCCAAGCAAGGUUUGCCUGAGCAGAAUGGACUCUCCCACUUUGAAGCUGGAGACACUCGUGCCAAGGAAUAUGUCAGUCUCUUGAAAUCUAAUGAUCCUGUUGGCUUCAACAUCGUUGAUGUUCUUGCCUGGGGCUCUAUUGGCCAUAUUGUUGCUUACUACAUCUUGGCUACUUCUAGCAAUGGCUAUGAUCCCAAGUUCUUCUGAUUUUGUUCAUCAAGUGUAACUUCAUUGUUAUUUGUAUACUGGAAAUUACUCUGUUGUGGUGGUGGUGCUGUGUAUUUCUCUUAAUGCUCCGGUUAAUUGUUUUGCAAAAAAUGUUCCUAUUGUUUCA
Messenger RNA from Mangifera indica (mango), 1088 nucleotides. RefSeq names its product photosystem I reaction center subunit V, chloroplastic-like. Gene Ontology annotation, cellular component: photosystem I; chloroplast thylakoid membrane. NCBI's taxonomy places the organism in Eukaryota, Viridiplantae, Streptophyta, Magnoliopsida, Sapindales, Anacardiaceae. Bases 488 to 961 code for a protein of 157 amino acids. Gene Ontology annotation, biological process: photosynthesis. The record is from RefSeq and is a predicted model, not a curated record. The transcript has a single exon.